UUUGUUUCACUCGGAGUGCUUUGAUGUGAGAGCCCAGUUGCUAUGGAAACAGGACACUCGUUUACCUCAGAGGCUCGGACCUCCAGCGUUGUCAAGCUGCAAUGGCGUUCACAAAGUCGUAUGAAACUUCUGAAUAGUGUAAAAUUGGACCUAAAAUAUAUCUAUAUAUUAGGCUACAUGUGAUGUACAAAUACAGCUUUUGAACAAUUUUACAUUCAACGACAUUUUUGCUUCAAUAAUAUGGACAGAAAUAGUAUGCAGUGUGUUGGAAGGCCAUCAGAAGUGGCAUCAAAGGUCAACGAGAGGGAAACUGGGACCAUAAAACCAAUGUGUGCCACCUCAGCAGAUCCUUUGGCAAAAGAAUCAGUCGAGUGGAAACCAAAGCAACAGAAACCAAAACCCAGUGGAAAAGUAGAGGGACAAAAUCCUUCAAUAAACUCGGACACAUCAAAUCCCACAGUCAAUGCACAAAGUUACAAGAGGCAACAGAAAGCAAAAUCCAUUGGAAAAACAGAAAGACAAGAUUCUUCUACAAACUCCGAUACAACGAAUCCUACACAAGAAGGUGAGAGUUCUCACAGCGGAGGGUAUAAUGCCACUAAAGCUCCGUCCUUCAAAAAUGUAACUACGCAUGGACAUAAACUACCUAAACAGGUUCCUCCUGUUAUGACAGAACAACAAACAACAUCUGAAGUCAAGUUAGACAGUGGACAUGAACUUCAAAUCCAUCCUCAUGUUGUCCUGUGUGACCCAGAUCCUCGUGUGGAAGAGCGUGAGGAAGAAGAGAGCGAAGAACACGAGACAGCCGAAGGUCACGUGCCGCUUGAAUUAUUUGCAGAGUUCCUGCAGGCUGUGAUGACAAAGAAUUACCAGCUUGCCAAGAAACUCUGUCAGAUGAUCUUGAUUUAUGAACCACAAAAUUCAGAGGCAAAGAAUUUUUUACCCCUCAUUGAAGAGAAAUUACUGAUCGAAACCGAGGAGGGUUUAAAGAAUAAUGAUGAUGAAUCUGACACAUCUGAUGAUGAUGAUGAUGAGGAAGAGGAUGACAGCAGUGAUGAUGAAGACGUUGAUGAUAAUGAAUCCUCAGAUAGUUGUGACACAGAUGAAGAAUCCACUGACAGCACAGAUGAUACAUCAUCAUCAGCAUAAAGAAAGGAAGGCAUAAAAUAAUGUUAUCAAA
Misgurnus anguillicaudatus (oriental weatherfish) is the source of this 1180-nucleotide messenger RNA. It is a transcript of the gene erich2, whose product is annotated as glutamate-rich 2. NCBI's taxonomy places the organism in Eukaryota, Metazoa, Chordata, Actinopteri, Cypriniformes, Cobitidae. The record is from RefSeq and is a predicted model, not a curated record.